This is a messenger RNA of Acanthoscelides obtectus, 4804 nucleotides long. The record is from the annotation of a GenBank genome assembly. Lineage: Eukaryota; Metazoa; Arthropoda; Insecta; Coleoptera; Chrysomelidae.
GGCGAUUAUUUUAAGUACUAAACGAUAGCACGCAGAUAUUUGAAAAUUAACAAAUUGAAGCUGCAAUGUAGUCUGUGCCAAUACGACUGUUUCUUUACUGUUUAAUGUACAUUGGUGAUUACACUCGGAACCUUUAAAAAAUCCGGUGUCGUCGUCACUGUUUAUAAUAUAAAUAUAAAAACUUUGCGUUUGUGGAUCCUAUGCCGACAUUGCAAAUCGCGUGCAUGUAUAUAGCGUAAGCCCUUUUGAUAAAAAAAUCCGCUUACAUGAGUCGUACGAUCUGGUCGGAAGUAACAAGCAACUGAAGUCACAGUAGCCGAAAGAAGAAAAAGUAGCAUCAUUGUUAGUCUUCGUCUUUGGUUAUUGGUUAGCAAGAAUGCGAAGGGACAGCGGUAUAACCACAGAUAGGUUUCUCGAGUCAUUGAACAAGUUUGCUUUUCGUGACAAGGCUUUGCUCUAAAGGCCGUCUGUUACCAUAAAAAGUUUGUGCUGAUUUUAGUACGCUAAAUUUCUUACAAAAUCUAGGAUAGUGUCGGACAGCAUUUAGUACAAAAUAUUGCGUGAACUAUUUUUGGCAACCUGUUUGAUUUGAUUCUAAAAGUACGCAGAGGCAUACUGCACAUUUUGACUGUGCAGUGGCCGCUAGAAACACAGAUCAUUUGAAAACGGGCGUCCGCACCUGUAUUAUGUAACUUAAAAGUUGACAUUAUCUCCAUUUUUUAUGGAAUUUGAUUUUUGAUUGAUUGAUUUUUUUGAUAUCAUGUAGGUUGUCUUAUAAACUGUCACAUUUGAACUAGCUAACAUUUUCUUCAUGCUCACUUGCAGUAUGCGCGGAAUAAACUAGCGACUACCUAGUGCACAAGUUGGCGGUUUUUUGACAUUAUAUCGGUUUUUUAAGUAAUAACCCUGCUGUAUUGUGUAGCGAUUUGAUCGUCAUUCUUGUCACUUACAUAUGUACUAGAUAUGCGUUAGCCUACGCGUACUCGUUGAGAGCAUAAUCUGUGGAGCUAUAUAUAAUACAGAACUUACCGCUUAGGCCAUAGAGCUAUGAAUGGACUCGGACACGGAUUAAGUAUCUUGACGUUUAGGAAACUCACACAGCUGCUACAAGAGAACAUGAACUGAAUGAAAACUAGUUCCAAACUGACAAUUAUGACGAUCUGAUCGCUAUCCCUAUCAGUAUGCAGUUACAUAAUAAGGAUGCUGGCUUGGAUUUGGGAUAAGCAAUAUGUAGCAGUAGUAGUAGGGAAAACCAUGGAAACCACUGAGCUGUCGACAAAACUAAAAAGAUAAUAUUUGGCUGAACUUAACACAAGAAAUAAGGUCUUAUAUAUCAGGCUGACCAAACAUAUCAGUGUUAUGACGUUUCUGAGGUGCACGUAGAACUGCACUAUUAUCAUUGUAAAAACUAGUCUGUGGCUCUUGUAAGAUUGUUUGACUGAAAUAAACUUUUGUUUAUGAGGUCAUGAAUGAUACAAACGAAAUAUUUCGACUGGUCUGUUUCGACAAAAACUAAACAAAGCUUGCUGACUUUCAGUUAUGACAUGGUCCAUUUUGGCCAUGCCAACUCUCUGCGUCAGGCCAAAGCUCUAGGGGAUUACCUGAUCGUGGGUGUGCACACAGAUGCAGAGAUCACAAAACAUAAAGGACCACCAGUGUUCAAUGAACAAGAGCGGUACAAAAUGGUACGAGCCAUAAAAUGGGUCGAUGAGGUGGUUGAAGGCGCACCUUAUGUAACAUCUCUUGCCACACUCGACAAAUACGGCUGUGAUUUUUGUGUGCAUGGUGACGACAUCACAAUGACGGCAGAUGGUCAAGAUACCUACAAAGAAGUCAAAGAAGCUGGACGAUACAGAGAGGUACAGAGGACGGCAGGCAUAUCAACAACGGACCUGGUAGGCAGGAUGCUGUUGCUAACCCGCAACCAUUUCCGUCAAGGUCAGUAUGAGUACGACGUGGACGGAGAGCACUCCACGACGAUGGGGCAGUGCUCAUCGGCCAGGUCUCCGUACACAGGUUGCUCCCGGUUCCUGCCCACCACGCAGAAGAUCAUGCAAUUCUCAGACGGAAAGCCGCCGGAACCUGGCGAUAGAGUGAUAUAUGUCGCGGGGGCGUUUGAUCUCUUCCACGUGGGACAUUUGGAUUUUCUGGAAAAGGCCAGGCAACAUGGCGACUACCUAAUCGUCGGCCUCCACACUGAUCCAGUAGUGAACAGGUAUAAGGGUUCCAACUACCCCAUAAUGAAUCUCCACGAACGGGUGUUGAGCGUAUUGGCUUGCAAAUACGUAUCAGAAGUGGUGAUCGGCGCCCCUUAUUCAGUCACUAAGGAUCUCGUUGACCACUUUGAAGUAGCGCUGGUGAUUCACGGAGAGACACCAGCAGCGCCUGAUGACGAUGGAUCAGACCCUUACGAGUACCCGAAGAAGAUUGGGAAAUUUAAAACUGUCUCAUCAGGGAAUGACAUGACCACAGAGAAGAUCGUAGACAGGAUCAUCAAAAACCACAAAGAAUUCAUAAACAGAAAUAAACGGAAGGAAGCAAAAGAAAUCGAGUUGAUCAAAUCACUUGAACAAGCAAAAGUGUAAGGUGUAGGCUAACGGUAUAACCUUGUAUAUUCGAGUACUAUACAUUUCAUAUAUUCGCUAUAUAUUUUUUUAUAUAUAGUUCUUUCACUUUAAAGAUGUGAUGCAUUUUAGUCUGACUUUCUCAUUGGUGUAGAUCAUACCUACAUCUCUAGCUUACUAUCUGCAAAAGUUUGGAUACACUAGAAUUGAAAAAAUCCUCAAGUAUAUUUCUGGGAAGGCCGUUGAUAUCUGUCACUAGGUAACUUCCAACAUGGAAAAGGAAGCGAAUCACGUUUUUAUGACGAGUUUCAUGUACAUAUCUCAGGGAUUAUGGCAAUAUUUGUUAAUAUAGUUUGUAUGGAGUAACCUUGAAAGAACAUUUUGCACUAUGUUUUAAAUGCGAGUUCAUUAUUUGCUGAUAUCACGAUUACUAUGAUGUCUUGAGUACAGUUAUUCCAAUUUGCUUAAUGUUGUCGUCAUCACUGAGUAAAUUUAAUCUGGUAGAAAAUUUUAGUGACAAACUAAAGAGCUUAUGGUAUCAAUUUAGAGUUAUAUUGCACUGUUGCUUUUAUAAUUUAACUACAUCACUGAAUCGUGAAUGUGCCAUUAUUUUCAGCGUCUAUCCUGGUCUUCAAACUUUUGUACAAUAGUCUAUACACGGUGCCACAUUUUAGACUCCCCAUCUAAAUAUGUAUUUAGAAAACUGCACAUUCUAAAAAACUAAGAGGUUAAAACGGGACACCGUGUAUAAGUGGAAAUGCAUUAUUUUGGCUCUAGACUACACUACAGGAAAUACGAGGGUCACGCUAAAUAUUUUGAGAUGCGCAUUAACUAUACUAUUUAAAAGCGGUAACAGUGCACUAUUAGAAAGAGCAGUCCUUUAUUAGUAAGCCGCUGCAUUCAGUUCAUUUGCAAGCGUCUUACAGUGCACGUGGUGUAAACAAAUUUAAGAGGAAACAUGCAGUUAUGUCGAGAGAGCUAUAGCGCUAUGAUUUACCAUGAGCUUAAAGUCGGUUUAACUGAACAUCAAUGAAUCGAACGGUUACAACAGGCAUUUGGUGAUGAAGCCCCGUCCCGGAAAAAUGUGUUUCGCUGAUAUGCCGAGUUUAAAGGAGGGCGUGUUUCAUUUGGCAGAUGAAGAACGUAGUGGUAGGCCAUGUUCUAGUGUGACUCCAGAAACAUUGCUAAUGUUCAGCGGCUAAUUGAAGAAGAUUCUCGCUGCACAUAUGCGACUAUAGGGGUAGAAUCCGCAACAGUGUACACAAUUUUGCAGGGUCAUCUUCAUUCAAAAAAAGUUGUUGCAGAGGUACAAUUCUGCAUCACGACAAUGCCUCUAGCCACACUGCCCAACUAACUGUAGACUUUUUACGCCAGCGCCUUAUCAAAAUGCUAGAACAUCCGUCUUAUUCGCCAGAUUUGGUAAUGUGUGACUUCUAGCUCUUCAAGAAUUUUAAAAAAAAUCUGCUUGGUCGAAGGUUAUCGUCCGAAGAGGAAAUCGAUCAAGCAUUAAUCAGUUUGUUGAAGGCAAUCCAAAAACUGACUGGCUAGAAGCAUUUCAUUUGUGGAAGGUCAAGUUACAGAAGUGCAUUGAUGCUGGAGGAGAAUACUUUAAACAUAAAUAAACUAGUUUUCGAAAAAUAGUUUUUAGUUUUCGUGUAUCUCAAAAGUGUGGCCCUCGUAUUUCAUUAUAUAUUUUGGGAAUAUUUAUAGACAAUUUUAGCCAAUAGCAUGAUGAUUUUGAAUCAAAAGAAAAAUCAAUGUAGUAAUUUGCAGUCAUCGCGUUGAAGCAAUUUCAAAUACAAAAGAAUAUUUGAUGUUUACAUGUAGUAUAGUUCAGAGCUUGAUUUUUAAAUAAUAUAUUUUUUCAGGGCUUUGUUUUAAUAUACCUUUAAUUUAUUGAAUGUUUUAAUCCUCUUUGAAAAGAUAUGAUCUUGGACUCUCGUGCACUUUUUAGCUUUUAUAUAUGUUGUUAUAUUAAGUGCUUUUUAUUAUAUACAAAAAACUCCUGUAAUAUAUAAUAUUUGUUAUCUUUGAAUAAUUCUAUGUUUAUAAUUUUUUGUUAUAUAAAAACUGUGAUAAUUUAUUGCUUGUGCUAUUUAAGAACAAUCCAGGAUGUAUUUAUGUUGUUUAUUAAACCGAUUUUUGUACAUUUCCACUGUAAUCUUAUUAUAUAGACAAAUAAAUAGACUACAUUUCUAUAUCCUGUGAAAAAUAAAUAUUUAUUACAUGGAUAAAUAAAU